AGAGACAGAGGUGGUGCAUCCGAUGCACCGUUCGGAGCGGUGACCACUCACACAGAGCCAUACUUCACUGAGGACAGAGGUGGUGUAUCUGAUGCACCGUACGGAGCAACUUCCACGCAAGCGGACCCAUACUUUCCAGAGGAAAGGCGUUCAUCACCGUACCGCAACCUUACGCCCCGCAACGUUACGCCGGAGGAAAGAGAUAGAGCCAGAGAUUCUAUUUUCGCUCGUCUAGACGAACCAAAGUAA
Molecule: messenger RNA, 249 nt
Organism: Ostertagia ostertagi
Lineage: Eukaryota; Metazoa; Nematoda; Chromadorea; Rhabditida; Trichostrongylidae
Source: the annotation of a GenBank genome assembly